UUUUUUGUUUUUAGAGAAAAAAAAGAUAAACUUAAACAUAACCUUACCUGAAAAUCUUUUGUUUUCGAAAAAAAAACUCAAUAUUUUCUUUUUUCCUAUAAUUCUGAUUCGUAUAGUCACAAUUAAAAAACGACGAUAAUAGCGAAAGAAAAGAAAUGUUUUUUGAAAACAAAUAAUAUUUGUUGUUUAAAAAAAAAACCCCCAUUUGGAAAUGUUAAAUAUUCUAAUGUGAAGAAUAAAAAUUUCAUAGGAUUAAUACUAUUUAAUGUACAGAGAGAAUCGGAAGCAAAAAUGAUGUCACAGGAAAUGAAUAAUAUUUCAAUGUCUGAAAAAGUCGAUGAUGAACAAUCAUUUACAACAAAAUUAAAAAUUAAUAAUUUUAAACUCACAUGGACAAUUGAAAAUUUUGAAUUUAUUUGUAAAUAUGUAAAAAUUAUUGAAUCACCGAGAUUUCCAUCAAAAGAUGUAAAAAAUGUUCAAUGGUUUUUACAAUUGGAACCAACCGAAUUAAAAGAAGACAGUAAAGAAUUAUUUAAAGUACGUUUAAUUGUCACCGAUGAUUAUCAAAGGCAUGUUAAUGUAAAAAUAACAUUUUUCAAUUUAACCGAAGCAGUUGCAAAAUUAGUAACACAUUAUUAUAAACAAAAUCUCACACGUUAUUGGACAAUAAAAGCAUCUGAUUUAUAUAAUGCACUUGGCAAAAAUAUACCAAAUUCCAUACAAGUAACAUGUGAACUUAAUGUAUUUGAUUCAGGAAUGUCAAUUGUGGAAAAUAAAUUGUCAUCUAAUUUUUCAAAUUCCAAUAAUUUGGUAAACAAUAUCAAUACAUUGUAUAGAGAUGAAGAUUUUAAAGAUGUUAUAUUUAGAAUAGGUAGAAAAAUUUUUACAGCACAUAAAGCAAUACUUGCAUUUCGAAGUCCAACAUUUAAAUUAAUGUUUAAAAAUAGAAAUAAAAGAUUUGAAAAAUUCUCUGCAAUUAUUAAUAUAACUGAUGUUACGCCAAUAAUUUUUGAAAAAUUACUUUGUUUUAUUUACACUGACAGUGUUGAGAAAUUAAAUGAAAAUCCCCUACAAUUAUAUAUUGCUGCUGAAAAAUAUCAGUUAAAAAAAUUACAAUCAAUGUGCAUUGAUAGUUUAAUUAAAAAUCUAACAACAGAGACAAUAUUAAUUACAUUAAAAUUUGCUAAUUUAAAAUCAAUUUAUAAAUUGAAAAAUAAAUGUUUAGAACGUUUGAAUACUGAUUUAAAUAUAAUUAAAAAUACAAAUGAAUUUACAGAGUUGAUUAAAGAAUUUCCAAAUUUAAUACAAUUAAUUGAUAAAAUGCCAGAUUUUGAAAAAAAUAAUAAUUAUGAUGAUGACGAUUAUGACAAUAAUUGUAGACAGAAGUUAUGUUUAACAUUUCGUGAAUAAGAUUAAUAGAGCAGAGAAAAUUUAUAAUUGAAUUAUUGUUUCAAAAAUGUAAUUUUUUUUUUUUACUUAUUGUAUUAUAUCAAAAGACUAUAGAACGAAUUAUAGAAUUAUUCGUUUAUAUAAUUAUUGUUAUUUAAAAAUAGAGUUAUUUUAUGUUUAGUAAUACAAUAAGUUAUGUAAGUUAUAAAUAAAUUUAUAUAU
Molecule: messenger RNA, 1611 nt
Organism: Leptopilina boulardi
Lineage: Eukaryota; Metazoa; Arthropoda; Insecta; Hymenoptera; Figitidae
Product: speckle-type POZ protein-like
Exons: 2
Coding region: 292-1410 (372 amino acids)
Biological process (GO): proteasome-mediated ubiquitin-dependent protein catabolic process; regulation of proteolysis
Cellular component (GO): cytoplasm
Molecular function (GO): ubiquitin protein ligase binding
Source: RefSeq, a predicted model, not a curated record